AUGGGAAAGGCUCAAGAUCUGCAACCCCACAUCAUAGUUAAAGGAGGUGAAGAAGUUAAUACACUGGAGUUUGAGAAAAUCACUCACCAAGCAACAAUAUCUCAGCUCAAAGAUUUUACAUGGUGCGUUCGUAUGGCCAUCUAUACACUCUUUGUCCUCUCUGGCCAAUCAGCAGCUGUACUCUUGGGACGACUGUACUAUAAAUUUAUACGAGUCCUCCUCACCAUCUCCUCCACCCUUCUUGUGUUCCAAGCCGGUGACUCUGCAGACGAUCCAAUUGGAGGCUCGAAAACAAAGUAUGUGAUUGGGUUUCUAUGCACGGUUGGGGCAUCAGCCGGAUAUGGAUUAGUGCUUUCUCUAACACAGCUUGUCUUCCGAGAAGUUAUAAGAAAGGAGACAUUUGCAGUGAUCUUGGAUAUGAUAGUGUAUCAAUCUCUAGUUGCAACCUGUGCUGUCUUGGUGGGACUUUUCGCCAGUGGAGAGUGGAGGGGUUUAAGGAAAGAGAUGGAGGGGUUUGAAUUAGGGAAGGUAUCUUAUGUCAUGAACCUGACAUGGUCAGCUAUAAUAUGGCAGCUCUAUGCUAUUGGUACAGUAGGGUUGAUUUUUGAGGCCUCUUCUCUCUUCUCCAAUGCCAUAAGUGUUGUGGGUUUGCCUGUUGUUCCAGUUCUAGCUGUGAUAUUCUUCCAUGACAAAAUGGAUGGGAUUAAGGCAAUGGCCAUGGUUUUGGGCACUUGGGGCUUUAUUUCAUAUGUUUAUCAGCACUACCUUGAUGACCGCAAGUCCAAGACAGGGAGCAACAAUGCCACUGGUGAAGUUUCUAAAGCUUUCCCACUGGAGAACAUCAACGGUUAG
Molecule: messenger RNA, 852 nt
Organism: Prunus armeniaca (apricot)
Lineage: Eukaryota; Viridiplantae; Streptophyta; Magnoliopsida; Rosales; Rosaceae
Source: the annotation of a GenBank genome assembly